Lecanosticta acicola is the source of this 1366-nucleotide messenger RNA. The record is from the annotation of a GenBank genome assembly. Lineage: Eukaryota; Fungi; Ascomycota; Dothideomycetes; Mycosphaerellales; Mycosphaerellaceae.
AUGGGCGGAAAACCUUCAUACAUCGACCUCCUGUCGGACUCGGAAGACGACGAUAUGGACCAGCCACUGACUUCGCAUUCACCCCUCCUAGAUCAGAUCUGGAACAGUCUCACCACAAGCCGAGUUUCUCCUGGAGAGUCUGAAUUUGAGACACCACGCCACGUCCCUCCGCGCAGUGAAUCACCCCUCUUCGUAGCCCCAGAAAGCCGACCCUCCCGAAAUCAGAAACCAUCCGAGAAAGAAGCCGACAAACCGUCUCGAGACCUCCGGGCUGUCCACGGCAGCGAUGAGGACGAGGAUGGCGACAUCCAGCUGGAAGAUGAGGAAGCAGAUUUCGAGUCGCCGAACUUCACGACGAGUCCCGGUCGCUCCCCGGCAACCGUUGCUAGGGAAGAAGUCACCCGGCAACCAAGUGACUCGCCUCCUCCACGACCGUCCUUUAAAAGGGGCCCCAGCAGCAUCCAGAAACCUCGUCUCCCUCUUUCCUCCUCCAAGGAAGCAACAAUGAACUACAACGCGCGCUUCCAAACGCCAGAAGCAGGGCGUGCGCCGGGAGCCUUCCCCCCAAGCACACCCGCUUCCUCCUCCUCCGUCCUCCUCCACCAGAAGUUCCAGACCCCCCAGUCGAGCUUCCGCAACGGUGCGAGCGCAGCAGGCUACACGAGCCCCUUCUUCCCCCCGACGCAAAACCCCACCCCAACGCCUUCUGCCAAGAAGCGCAAACUCGAAGGUAGGACAGAAGUCGAUCUUUCUCUCCCUACCCGUGGCAAUCCUCUCCCUUUUCCUCCGCAGAGACCAGUCCCCAGUCACGAACCCCCGAGCUUGCUUUCGGGUAUGCCAAAGCGUCCUACGAAAGACUCCCAACUACUCACAUCGGAUCCCGAAACAGACCAUUUGGGUGCGUCCACCUUGUCUACUCCGACUCCUGUCCGCCAACAGCCACAGCAGCCACAGCCACAGCAGCAGCAACAGCAGCAGCAGCAGCGUCCGAUCGGCCCCUUCGGCGCCAACGCCCGCGGUAAGCUCAGGGGUCCUCUCGCUCCACCCAUCAGCCUGCGAGCACCACCGAGCAACGAGGAAGUACAUUCCGCCCUCAGCGAAGUCCAAACCCUGCUUGAGAAUUACAAAGGCCAGUACAUCGACGUGAUGAGAAACCUCGGCACCCGCGUCAAGCAUUUGGAAUCCAAAGUCGCGGAUCUCGAGGGGGAGAAUACCCGUCUGACUAAGGAGGUUGAGGAGGCUCGUGAGGAGGUGAAGCGCAUGCAGGGUAAGUUUUCGAGUUCACUCUCUCUCUCCGAAACCGGUUGCUGAUGUGGCGACAGACGUUGGAUCGGGCGUCAACGGCGGAGGACACGGCGGUACUUAG